Molecule: messenger RNA, 478 nt
Organism: Styela clava
Lineage: Eukaryota; Metazoa; Chordata; Ascidiacea; Stolidobranchia; Styelidae
Product: DEP domain-containing protein 7-like
Biological process (GO): intracellular signal transduction
Source: RefSeq, a predicted model, not a curated record
UUGAAAAAUUAUGGAGAAUCAAAAUAGAGAGUUAGAUUACAACAACUGUCCCAUCGAAAACACUAAAUCAGAAAACAAAGCUUUCAAAGCAACAAGGGUAUGGAACGUAAUUGUGAAUUCGUUCGAAACACAAAUGCAUUGCGGUCGAAGAAGAAAGAAUCUUAGAAUUCAUGAAGAUUGUUUCACCGGUUCAUCUGCUGUCACCACAAUGCAUUCUAUUUUAAAGGAAAUGAAAAACUAUGAGAACGUGUCAAGAUGUCAGGCCAAAAAACUGCUACAAAAAAUAAUGAAUCAACGUAUUAUAGAAGAUGUGAAUGGCAAAUGGUCGGCGGAAGAAUUCAAAGACUCGGGGAAAAUUAUAUAGGUAAUUAUAUCUCUAGAAAACGUAUGUAAACACAGAUUUAUUAUUGUAAGGUGGACAACUUUUUCAAAAUCUUCAACUUUUUCAACAACUUCAACCUUAGGAAAAUACUUUUUG